This is a messenger RNA of Gavialis gangeticus (Gharial), 1393 nucleotides long. Its product is annotated as transmembrane protein 189-like. The transcript is spliced from 5 exons. The annotation marks the transcript as partial. Gene Ontology annotation, cellular component: endoplasmic reticulum membrane. Gene Ontology annotation, molecular function: plasmanylethanolamine desaturase activity. NCBI's taxonomy places the organism in Eukaryota, Metazoa, Chordata, Crocodylia, Gavialidae. The record is from RefSeq and is a predicted model, not a curated record. Gene Ontology annotation, biological process: ether lipid biosynthetic process.
UUACAAUAUUUCCUCUUGUCGACAGGGAAAAGACUGCAAGAAUGGAUCUGCGUCAUUUUAUGCUUUUCUCUUAUUUCUUUCAACUUCUAUAAUCUCCUCUUCUACUUGAGACUGGAGCAUAUGACCUCUGUUAUUGUUGGGAUAUUUGCUGGUGUUAUUACUGCUGACUUUCUAUCAGGCUUGGUGCACUGGGGAGCAGAUACCUGGGGAUCUGUGGAGCUUCCUAUAGUUGGAAAGGCUUUCAUCAGACCCUUUAGAGAACAUCACAUUGACCCCACAGCAAUUACGAGGCAUGACUUCAUAGAGACUAAUGGAGACAACUGUAUGAUGACACUAGUCCCGUUGACGAACAUGGCCUACAAAUUUGUUUCUCUUUCCCCAGAAGCACUGUACCAGUCCUGCCCUUGGGAGUGUUAUAUCUUUGCCCUGGUCAUCUUUAUAACCUUAACUAACCAGAUUCACAAAUGGUCUCACACCUACUUUGGUCUGCCUUGCUGGGUCAUCUUUCUGCAAGACUGGCAUGUCAUACUGCCACGAAAACACCACCGAAUCCACCAUGUGUCUCCCCAUGAGACUUAUUUCUGUAUUACCACUGGCUGGCUGAACUAUCCGUUGGAAAAGAUUGGCUUUUGGAGGUGCUUGGAGAACAUUAUCCAAGGAGUCACUGGAGAAAAGCCUAGAGCAGAUGACAUGCACUGGGCUCAGAAAAUGAAAUGACACUCUUGCCAGCCUUCUGCAGUCCUCAUCUUUGCCAAUUUUUUUUAGAAAAAGAAAAGCCAUCAGCCAAAUUCAAGACUUGCAAAGAAAUAACACUCUAAAGCACAAACUAAAAAGUGCUAACAAAGACUGCAAUUAAAAAAAACAUCACAAACUCAUCCUUAAAACAAUACUUGAAAAGCAAAUGGUUAUUUGUACUGAGCACCUUUUUUAUUUUAGCCAUGUCUGCUGAUUUAUCUUAGAAAAUAUUUCGUCAUUGUGUCUCAUAAAAGCUGUCAGGCAAGCCAGAGAAGAAUACUAUGCACUGUCACUUGCAGUUUAAUAUCGGUGGCUCAAUAAACGUGUUGUAUCAACAUUGUUUAACAUGUCAGAAGUAGCUUGUUGCCUAAGACCUAUCCGGGGAAUAGUGAAGGUACCUCAUCGCUGUGUUCUAGGUGGUUCCAUCCAAUAUGCUGCAUGAAAACAGUGUGGUGGAGUAAUGGAAGUCUAUAAAAACAAACAAAACUGUUUUGAUGCAUUUAGUGGCUGGUAAAUCUAGCAUUUCCAUCUUUGCAAUCACGUUCAAUUGUAUUGAUGUGGUGUGGAACAGACUCUUUGAAAAGCCCGUUUUGCCAGUGGGCAAAGGAUCCUUAAGUGUCUUCAGUUUCCUUUUAAAAAUAAAAUUGUUCUAACUUUU